GUUGAUGUGUCAGUCAGUGUUUCCGAGGGAGCAGUGGCGCAUCUCACGGACCGCUGCCGGAAUAAUGGGCUUCUCUAUCAUGUGAGCAGUCCGGCCUUUUCUUUUGCCAGCCACGUCAGUCGCAUCCGAAAUCAAGACUGAGUGGGGAAGAAAGAAGAAAUAGACUCGUGUAAUUUAUAUCAGGCUGUUAUGUGAAAGAGGGACGAGGCUUUUGGAUGCGUAUUUGUUUUGCUAGGCGACAUGAAGCAGGGGGUGGUCAAUCGCCACCGAAACGCUGGUUUCUGGCCAAACACCAUCCUGUUCUAGCUUGUCCUCGGCCUCGUUCGGUUGUAUUUCAUUUCCUUCGGUGAAUUUUCAUUUUGUACACCACAGCUUUUUUUUUCGGUCAGAGAAGAUGCAGCAGGCUUGAGGACAUCCUUGAUAUUCGCUGACUGCCUUCGCCGCUGCCAUGACGAACGCAGGCUUUCUCUCGGGCAUGGCUCAGCCGGCAGCCUCACAGGCAGAUUGACUGGGUCGUGGUUGCAGCCGUGGAGAGGCCGAUGUCGACAGCUCAUCGUAGGAGCUCGAUUCUGUAAAUAUCAUUCACAAUAAUCAUCAAUAAUAGUCACGAAUCUCAGGGAAAAUGUCCUCGCGGUCUGCAUUACCACCUGGGAACGAGAGGAGCUCAGACCAUCAUGCCUCGCUGGCGGUGAGUCGCUCCGAGAAGGGCGCAAGCGUGUCCAGCCGUUCACUGGGUGCCCGCUGUCGGAUUUCCAUGGCCUCCUGUUCGGACGAGCAGCCACACAUCGGAAACUACCGGCUACUGAAGACGAUUGGCAAGGGCAACUUCGCCAAAGUCAAGCUGGCACGCCACAUCCUUACAGGCAGAGAGGUCGCAAUAAAGAUUAUUGACAAAACUCAGCUGAAUCCAACCAGCCUACAAAAGCUCUUUCGAGAAGUGAGAAUCAUGAAAGGCUUACAUCACCCAAACAUUGUCAAACUGUUUGAGGUGAUUGAGACAGAAAAAACACUGUAUCUGAUUAUGGAGUAUGCCAGUGGAGGUGAAGUAUUUGACUACCUCGUGUCUCAUGGGAGAAUGAAGGAAAUAGAAGCCAGAGCCAAAUUCCGGCAGAUUGUGUCUGCUGUCCACUACUGCCACCAGAAAAACAUAGUCCACAGAGAUUUGAAGGCUGAAAACCUUCUGCUGGACGCUGACGCCAACAUCAAGAUCGCUGACUUCGGCUUCAGCAACGAGUUUACACUGGGCAACAAGCUGGACACCUUCUGCGGAUCGCCGCCCUACGCCGCACCCGAGCUCUUCCAGGGCAAGAAGUACGACGGGCCAGAGGUGGAUAUCUGGAGCCUGGGGGUCAUCCUCUACACACUCGUCAGCGGGUCACUGCCUUUCGACGGGCAGAACCUAAAGGAGUUGCGUGAGCGUGUGUUGAGAGGGAAGUACCGCGUGCCCUUUUACAUGUCCACUGACUGCGAGGGCAUCCUCCGCCGCUUCCUGGUGCUCAACCCCACAAAACGCUGCACCCUAGAGCAAAUAAUGAAGGACAAAUGGAUCAACGCUGGUUUUGAGGGUGACGACCUCAAGCCUCACAUAGAGCCUGUGGCCGACUACAGCGAUGCCAGCCGCAUCGAGGUGAUGGUUGGGAUGGGCUUCACCUCCGAGGAGAUCAAGGACUCUCUGCUCAAUCAGAAAUACAACGAGGUGUCUGCCACCUACCUGCUGCUGGGGAUCAAGACUGAGGAUGGUGCGGAGACACGGUCCGGCAGUAUGACUCUGCCCCGCGUGCGGCCCAGUCCCAUCACCAACGGAACCAACAAGCACUCGUCCGCCACUGGCUCCUCUUCAUCCUCCUCCUCCUCCUCCCACAGCAAGACGCAGCGCAGCAGCUCCACCUACCACAGGCAGAGACGGCACAGCGACUUUUGUGGUCCCAGCAUGCCGGUGAUGCACCCUAAGCGGAGCCCGACCACGGGCGGUGACCGUGACCUGCGUGAGAGCCGCAUGCCCCCGCGCAAGGCCAGCUGCAGCGUGAUGGGCAGCCGCAGCCUGCCGCCCUCCAGCCCCAUGGUCAGCAGCGCCAACAACCCCAACAAGGCCGAGAUCCCUGACCGCCGCAAGGAGAUGACCGCCACCACCAAUAACAUCCCAGGCAGUGCCAUGACUCGCCGCAACACAUACGUGUGUACGGACCGCUCCAACACAGAUAGACAUUCACUACUGCAGAACGGCAAAGAGAACAGCUCUCUGUCUCACCGGCUGCCCCCCACCUCUCCGUCCACGCUGAGCAUGGCCGGCGCGGGCGCAUCCUCCUCGUCCUCCUCGGGCGAGCGCUGCCGCCUGACCCGCGGCUCCACCAUCCGCAGCACCUUCCACGGGGGUCAGCUGCGUGUGGCCGGCCCGGGCGUCCCCUCUGGCCCGCCGCCACCUCCCGGCGCUGCCCCAGGUGCAGGCCCUCGGCCCCACGCCAAGAGCCCCAUGGCCACCUCCAACCUCUUCAGCAAGCUCACCUCCAAACUCACGCGCAGGGUCAAUCUUGACCCCUCUAAGCGCCAGGGCUCAAACAAGUCAGUGUCGGGUUGCACUCUCCCCCAGGGAUCAAAAACAGUUAGGUCACAAAUGAACCUGAGGGAGUCAGCAGACCUUCGGUCACAAGUGGCCAUCUACCUGGGCAUUCGAAAGCGCCCGAGCCCCGGUGCGUCGGAGGCGGGGGCGGGCGUUGGUGGGGGGGGGAUGUGAGGGGCCGUGUGGCGG
Messenger RNA from Alosa alosa (allis shad), 2746 nucleotides. RefSeq names its product MAP/microtubule affinity-regulating kinase 4a (gene mark4a). Gene Ontology annotation, biological process: protein phosphorylation; intracellular signal transduction; microtubule cytoskeleton organization. Gene Ontology annotation, molecular function: protein serine/threonine kinase activity; ATP binding; tau-protein kinase activity. NCBI's taxonomy places the organism in Eukaryota, Metazoa, Chordata, Actinopteri, Clupeiformes, Clupeidae. Gene Ontology annotation, cellular component: cytoplasm. The record is from RefSeq and is a predicted model, not a curated record.